Cladocopium goreaui is the source of this 2799-nucleotide messenger RNA. NCBI's taxonomy places the organism in Eukaryota, Dinophyceae, Suessiales, Symbiodiniaceae. The record is from the annotation of a GenBank genome assembly.
GUGCCUGACUCGGAGUCAGUGUCGUCGAUGGAGGUCGCAGGUGGGCAAAAUGGCCAGCGCCCCGACACGGGCAGGCUGCAGGCCAAUAAGCGCUUAGCUCGAGGCAACAAGGCCUCACAUCGCAAGCGUCGCGUGGGUGGUGCGUACCAAGCCCACGUGAUGAACCAAGCAGCUGCGGCCCUGGGGCGCUUGCAGGAAGAGGUGUCGGCACUCCGACAGCGCAUGGUGGCCAUGGAGAACUCCCCGCUGAUCGCGGAUGUGGAGCGAGGCAAGAGUGGACUCUGCGAAGACAAUGGCAUUCACAAAGGCUUGCUGAGACGAAAGGUUCAACAUGCCUUUGGCCAUGAGAGCAAUCCAAAGUUCGCAGAGCACGCAGAGCACGCCUUUCGUGGAGCCUGUGCGUUGGUCUUUUUCGCCAUCCCCUUGCUGAUGCCCAAAGGUGUCCUACCCUUGCGGGACUACCUCAUUGAUCUUGGUGUUUACAACAGCGGCGUGUGCCUCUUUAUCAUUUUUAACCUUGGCAGCAGCUUUGGUCAGGCCUUCAACUCGUGUCGAAGUGGUCUGCAGGGAAGUUUGAUGGCAGCCAUGUUGGGCUGGAUGAUGUACACCAUUUUUCCAGAUGGAGUCCAAGAGAGUCUGGACAAUCCGGAGCUGGCCUUCUGGGGCGGAGUGGUGGUGGGCGCCAUCUUCGUCAGUCUGCUGAUCUGCCUGAAGUUUUCCAUCUCCCUGCAGAUGUUCGCGCUGAGCGGCUUCGCAGGGACCUGGAUGCAAUUUCUGGAUGCCUCCCAGGAGGCGAACAUCAUUCCACCCUGGCGACCGGGGUGGUCCAUUGGGAAGGAUGUCCUGACGCAAAGCUUUGCAUGCACUGGUAUUGGCAUGUUGGCGGUGAUGCUGGCAUCCCUUUUGCCCUAUCCUCGCUGGUCCUUGACCUUUGUGACGGAAAAUCAGCUCCAUGCCAACGUGCAGAUGGUCAAAGUCAUGCGCACUGUAGUGGACUACUAUGCUCUGGACAAACCCAACAAGUACAUCAAGGAUCAAGUCAUUCGAAGGCUGGGGCAUCUGAAGGGUCUGACCCACGAGAACCAGCCGCUCUUGGCUGCGGCCUGGUGGGAGUGCUAUGGCUUUGGCUCCUCACAGGUGAAACGCCGAGUACUGGCGCAGAUGGACAACAUCACAACAAGCAUUUUUGAUAUCAUUUGGAAUGCCUGGCAAGAAACCGUUGCAGAAGACUUCGGGGAGAAAGACGGACACUUGAUCCGUCAGAUGAAGCCAUACAUGGAUGCACUUCUCAAGUCCAUGGAAGUGACGCUGCAAAUGUUGGUGAAGGCGGCCUCCGACGGCUCGCUGACGCCGGCCGAAGUGCUGGCGUUGAAGAUGAGCUUCGAAGACAUCGACAAGAAAGAUAAAGCGUUGGUGGACUUCUUCCGCAAAGCGCGGAAGGACGUGACCAAAGGUAGCCCAGAGGUGAUCUACAAGGAAGUCCGGAUCGCCCAUGUCCUGCUCUACAGUUUCUGCGAGGUCGUUGGGAAGACCAAGAGCCUUGCAGAUAAGGUGCACCAAGAGAUGUCAAGAAGUGACUUCAAGUUGCCGCCGCCUCCAGAGUUGGAUGGCUUCAAAUCCAUCUUUACAGGCCUCACCGAGAAGACCCACAUGGUCUAUGCCGCGCGCGGCCUGGUGGCCUUCUUCGGUUCCUUCAUCCUGGGCUGGUUCGGCUUCCGUGAUGUAUUUCCUCCAUACACGGCUGGCAUCGCCAGCACCGUGCCCUUCCUCAUCACCAUGUAUGUGGGCUCCGCUCUGGUCAGCGACUUGAAUCGAAUCCAAGGUUUGAUGUUGGGAUAUGUCAUGGCACCGAUCUUGGCGAGUUUGACCUCCACCUGCGAGCCCGUGGACCUCAUGAUUCACUUGUUCAUCACCUUUGUUUGGGUCUUCUUGGGCGUUUUUGUGCGCGAGAGUUCUCCCACCUUUUCCUCGAUUGGCUCGAUGGCGGCAGCCUUCGGUGCUUCUACGCUGCUGGCGAAGAACUGCAGCGAUCCAAGCAUCAAGAAGGCGGACAUUUUCGAGAGCUUGGCUCUGAACUGCAUCGCGGUGCUGAUGACCACCCUGGUAAACCUGGGCAUUCCCGCGGAGAACGCCUCGGAUUUGGCCGUGCAGAACCUGGAGACCUGCUGGUCGUUGCUGAAGAAAAGCAUCCAUGAGCUUUACGAUCCCAACAUCAAAACAGUGACGUUCCGAGCUAGCGAGGCGCAGCUGGCGCUGCAGAAGGCCCGCGAGAUGGGCAACGAGGCAUCGUCCGAGCCGCGGCUCUGGCGGAUGCCCUGGAAGACGAGUCUGUGGGAGGCCGUGCUGGAUGAUACAGCACACAUGGUGGCAACCCUGUCGACCAUGGAGCAUGCGGUGGUGGUUGGUGGCGAAGUGAGUGGUCCAAAAAAGGAGUCUCUUUGGAAGCUGAUGCAACAGAGCCAUCUUUUCAGGCACUCGGCGCAAAACACCGUGCUGAAGAAGAUGGAUGUGGGAACCAAGCUAAUCGGCAUCUUCAAGCACGCGACUGCACAAAGAUAUCCGGCUCUGAGUGACAAGGACGUCUACAAAACCUAUGAGGAGGAGGAUGCCCUGGCCGAACAAGAGUUUGUCUCUAAGGACUUGGGAAAGAUCUUCGGUGAGGAGAAUGACCGGGAGACCAACUCGGUCAGGGACGACGACAUGGCAGUGAUGGCGACUGCCUUAGCCAACCUCAGCAGGAUGAAGGAACAGCUCCGCUGCGUUCAACACCGGAUCUUGCAGAACUCCUAUGACGAGUGA